AUGAGUGGCCGGUACCUUAUUCUAUUGCUCAUCAAGACUGGUGGACUCUAUCUCCUCGGUAACAGCUUGAAUCAGGCCCAACGGGCCUUGGACGCCGUGCAUAGACGAAUGAGAAGUGACAUGACGCUUCGCAGCCACUACACUGCUUUUAUGUCCAAGUAUCUCACGCUGGGACAAAUGCGUUCUAUUGCACCAGAGAAAAUUAAGACUUGCUAUCGUCAGAUCAAUUGCAUACCUCAUCACGUCAUUUGGCAAGGAAGUGACAGUGGAAAGCGACUGAGCGUAGUGUUGAAUGCGUCAACCCUGACUUUAACAGGCAACAGUUUAAAUGACGCUCUUUACUCUGGCCCCAAGUUGCAAAAUGAUAUUUCAAGCGUUAUCACCCGAUGGAGAUGA
Molecule: messenger RNA, 396 nt
Organism: Copidosoma floridanum
Lineage: Eukaryota; Metazoa; Arthropoda; Insecta; Hymenoptera; Encyrtidae
Source: RefSeq, a predicted model, not a curated record